AUGUCGGAUGAUCUGCAUGUCUGGUGGACUUCUGGGGAACUGGUGGCCACAACAAGCCGACAGGAGCUUCCUGACGUGAUCUCCUUGAAGAAGCACCUUCAUUGGCUAACCGGCUAUCCUCGCUUCUGGCAGCGCCUUCUUCACGGGGGCGCCGUCUUGGAGGAUGAGGAAUGGUUGGGGAAGGUCGUCGACGUACAGCUGGUCGUACUCCACGACUUUGUCCACGUUUCAGAGGAGGAGACCUUUGAGUUGGCGAUCGCCUCGGAUCGUGGUCGUGUGCAGGAGGUUGAGGCGAUGCUGCAGCGCCCCCUUGACCCAGACACGGGCUUCUGGGCCAUGGGCGUGACACCCCUGCACUUCGCAUGCCGCCGAGGCUACGGGGCUAUCGUAGGUAUGCUGCUGGAGGCAGAGGCCGAGGUGAACAAGAUCGACAUGCGUGGUGCCACCGCCCUCCACCUUGCCGCGAAGAGGGGCCACUCGCACAUCGCCACGUUGCUACUGGAAGCGAGUGCAGAUGCCGACCUCAACAUCGACGACGGCCUUGCGCGCACGGCUCUACACUGGGCAUCCGCCCUGGGACGCCUGGACGUCGUGGAGGUGCUUCUGCGCAGUAGGGCCACAACGGACUUGCCGGACAAGGCCGGCCGGACAGCUCUUCAUGGGGCUUCAUGUCGAGGCCACACCGCCGUGGUGCGCAUGCUGCUGGAAUCCCGGGCCUGCGUCGACUGGGUGGAUGCGGGUGGGGAGACGUCACUUCUGUGGGCCGUGGACCAGGGCCAUGCAGGAGCCGUGCAAGUUCUGUUGGAGGCGAAGGCAGACACAAAUCACGCGGGCAACGCUGGUUAUGCGGCCAUUCACGUUUCGUGCUCCAGAGGCUACGAGGAAAUUGCCACAUUGCUGCUCAAGUGCCGGGCGAACACGGAUGUGGUUGACAGGCAGGGAAGGACAGCUCUUCAUCGUGCAGCUUAUCAAGGGCAUUCCAGGAUGGUAUGUUUGCUGCUGGCUGUCAGGGCUGAGAUAGAUGUCAUUGAUAACCAUGGAAUGACGGCCCUGCACCGAGCGGCAUAUGAAUCCCGCGUACAAGCACUGCACUGCUUGGUCGAAGCACGAGCUGACAUGGGAUACAUUGACAGACAUGACAGAACAGCACAGGACUACGCGCAGUGCGCAGAAAUUCAACAUCUCCUGGCGAGUACGCCGUCCUGGAAUGCGGAGGCAACUCGACGUGUGAAAUGA
Messenger RNA from Symbiodinium natans, 1236 nucleotides. The record is from the annotation of a GenBank genome assembly. NCBI's taxonomy places the organism in Eukaryota, Dinophyceae, Suessiales, Symbiodiniaceae.